Messenger RNA from Seriola dumerili (greater amberjack), 2249 nucleotides. It is a transcript of the gene sparta, whose product is annotated as spartin. The record is from RefSeq and is a predicted model, not a curated record. The coding region runs from base 54 to 1916 and encodes 620 amino acids. Gene Ontology annotation, cellular component: plasma membrane. The transcript has 9 exons. Gene Ontology annotation, biological process: negative regulation of BMP signaling pathway; cell division. Lineage: Eukaryota; Metazoa; Chordata; Actinopteri; Carangiformes; Carangidae.
UGAACGCAUAAUGAUUUUGGCUGAAAGUCACUGUAUCCCAUCUUUUUCUCAGUAUGGCAGAGCCUGCUGAGCUGCUGCUCAUCAAGGACCAGUAUGAGUUGGCGUUUCACUCCCUGAGUCGUGGGCUAACAGCUGAAGAGGCCGGGAAAAGAGAAGAGGCCCUGGAGUAUUACAGAAAGGGCCGACAGCACCUUACCCAAGGAGUGGAAGUUCCCACUGGGGGGGAGAGGCACCAGGGAGUGGCCUGGGACACGGCCAGGCAGCUUCAACAGAGAAUGAGGGACACUCUGAGUACUGUAAACACCCACCUCUCUGACCUGGAGACCUCUCAGCUGACAACAGGAGGCCAGAGGGACCGACUGUUGAUGGAUCUUCCUCCUAAUCUUUAUCCAGACCUGGCACCUAACAGUCACCCUCCCCACAGCUCUCUCCACCAUCUAUACCCCACCAUACCCCCUACCAACCAGAACACUACCCCAACCCCAAAUACAGCCCCUGUCAGACCUGCUUCCCCUGCUCUACCACCCAGACGUAUGCACCCUGCAGUGGCCCCAGAAACUAUAGCCAUGGCUCACCCAGGGGACCAGCCUCCAGCUUACACACCAAUGCCGACAGACGGGCACCGCAGCCUGGCUUAUGGUACUGCUGGAGGUGGCCUUGAGUCAGGAAAGCAGACUGGAGCAGCAGCAAGACGAGAUGGAAACGAGCUGCUUUACAUUCCCUCUGGGGUGCAGAUGUUUUUCGUGGCACCAGAUGGACAGGUCAGCUCCCUGUCUAAUCCAGGGUACCUUCGCAUCAUCGCAUUUGAUAGUGAGAGCAAGGUUUCAACUGCAGGAAGACCCUCAGCAUUUCUACAUGUGUGUGACUGGCUGUACCCACUGUCAGCAGACACUCCAGUGCUGUUGGCUAACUCCGGGAUCUUCAUGUUCCCUGACUCUUUGGCGGAGACUCCAGGGUCCUAUGUGGGCAUAGUGUUGUCAUCUGAACUGCCUGCUGCCGACCGAGAGAUGUUUCAGGACCUCCUGUCGCAGCUGGCUGAACUCAGGGUCCAGGGUCCAGAGGGGGCAGGAUCAGAGGUCGUCAACCUGAGUAUGAAAGUCCCCCUUGGUCCCCCAGAAGAGCAAAAAAAACUGUCAGUGCCAACUGGGGAGAAGGACAAACUACCACUUCCUGGAUGGAGUGAGAAGAUGGCACAAGGAAUCUUGUCAGGAGCUACAAAGUUGAGUGAGGGGUUUGCAAAAGGAGCGGAGGCCACAGGUAGAGCCAUUCAAAAAGGAGCAGCCAAGAUCCGGGACCACAUCACACCUGAGGAAACUCCUUCAGAGGUCAGCCCCCGUGUCACCAAAAGUCUGCAGGUGGCUAAACAGGCCACCGGAGGUGCUGUGAGAGUCAGCCAGUUUUUGGUUAAUGGAGUGAGCACUGUGGCAGGACAUGUGGCAGAGAAGAUGGCGCCCCAUGUGAAGAAACAAGGCGCCAAGCUGGUCCCAGAGUCUAUGAGGAAGAGCAAAGAGGGCCAGGCCUCCAAUUUUGAUGGAGCCAAAUUUGUUGCAGCCAGCAGUAUACAAGGUUUCUCUACUAUUUGGUCCAGUCUGGAGACCGGAGCAAAGCUUGUUGGCAAAAGUGUUGCAGCAGAGACUGUCACAACUGUGAAGUACAAGUACGGUGAUGACGCAAGCCAAGCCACAGACACAGCUCUCCGGUCAGUGGCCAAUGUUGGUGUGACUGCACACAACAUUGACAAUCUGGGCAUCAAAGCCUUCCUGAAGACAACAGGCAAGGCGACAGCGAAGGCCAUGGUCAAAGGCUCGGGUGGACAGUCAGCAGAAACUGAGGGGAAAGAGGCGCAGAGACAAGAACAUCAAGCAGAGACUGAGGGAGAAGGAAAAGCAGAAGAGGAGAAAGAGUUGAAAAAAUAGAUUCCCACAGGACUUUAAUGCUUUACUGGAAGGUUUCAGAUGGGUGGGUCACUACCUCAUUUGCAGUUUUAUAAAAGUAAAUACAGGCCACUCAUGUUUUUGGAAUAGACACUGCCUUGUAUUAAUUAUGGCUGUAAACUUUAAGACAAAACCAAUGAUGUUUUUGUGGUAGUAUAAUAGGCUUGUUGUAUAUUUAUAUAUAGUUGGCUAUGUAUUUUCUCUAUGUUGUAUGUGACAAAAUAUUCACUAUGUAUACCAGUUAACAUGUUGCUUUACCAGUAGAGUUAUAGCUAUAGCCUGAUAUGACCUCAUCUAUAUUCAAAUUUGUAUGAA